Molecule: messenger RNA, 974 nt
Organism: Homarus americanus (American lobster)
Lineage: Eukaryota; Metazoa; Arthropoda; Malacostraca; Decapoda; Nephropidae
Product: PITH domain-containing protein GA19395-like
Cellular component (GO): nucleus
Source: RefSeq, a predicted model, not a curated record
AAUUUCUAGCGGAUUCUAUAGGUCAAUCUCGCCGAUUUUCACCAACCACAUUUGGCAGACUGGUCAUGUGGUGUAAACAACCGUUCAUCAUAACACUUUAAGUCCCCAGGCCGAAACUCUUUUUAGGUUAGUACAACAUGUCGGGCUGUGGCGGUGGUCAUGGUCAUGACCACUCUGGGCAUGGGUCAUGUGGUGAUGGUCAUGAACAUACACCUCCUGAAUUGGGGGUGGCAUACAGUCUCUACACGCGUAUUGAUGUUGACAAUGUGGAGUGUCUAAAUGAAGCAGUUGAAGGCUCAGGGAAAACUGUUUUUAAACCUUGGGAAGAUAGACUUUCUAGAGAGAAGUUUGUGGAAAGUGAUGCUGAUGAAGAGCUUCUCUUUAAUAUACCAUUCACCGACAACAUUAAAUUGAAAGGAAUUAUUGUGAUAGGUGGCGAAAAUGGACAUCAUCCAAGCAAGAUGAGAUUGUUCAAGAACAGAGCCCACAUGACAUUUGAUGAUGUGAAUAUGACAGCCGACCAAGAAUUUGAGUUACAUCCUGACCCAUCUGGAACUUUAGAAUACACCACCAAAGUGGUGACAUUUUCUUCUGUUACCCAUCUCAGCCUGCACUUCCCGAGCAACUUUGGUGAAGAAACUACAAAAAUAUACUACAUAGGGUUUAGGGGAGAAUACACCAAAGCACACAGGCAUGGUGUUACUAUCUGUAGUUAUGAGUCUACUCCUCAGAUGUCAGAUCACAAAGAUAAAGUGCUUGAUAAAGUUGGAAAGUCAGUCAUGUGAGAUGAAGGUUUUAAAAAAAAUUAUGGCCUACUGGCUAUUCAUGAAUGAUUUGGAAGGUUCACAGCACAGUGAACACUCUGUCACUCUGCCUGCCUUUGUCAUAAGUAUGAAAUUUGAGCAACAGGAAGCAUUAUUUAAAUGAAUAAUGUUUUUGCUGUGAAUUGCUACUCACCAAUGUUCAGUGAUGCA